UUUUUUUUUCUGUAGGGUGUGUGUGCGUGUGCUGUUUAAUUCAGUUGCUCGCUUGAGGAAGGAAGAGAAUCUGAACUUGACUUCCGUUCUCAGCCCAGAGUUAAAAAAAAAAAUCGUCCACUAUUUAAUACUGCUUCACAAAUUUGGAAGCCUAAUAAUUUUAGGUAGUGCCUGAAUACACCUUUUCAGGAGGCACUUAAGGAAUAGUGAAACGUGACAGGAUUGCCAUUGUCACUACAAAGACAUGGUUUUCGUUAGGCGGUGCAAACACUUUUUACUUACUUGGACAGUUCCUUGAUUCCUCUGGUCAGACAGUUUUUCAGGAAAGGGGAUAUAGGUAGGUUAUAAUGGAAGGAGAUUAAGACCUUUAUUUUUGGCUUUUAACUUGGUAACUUUCAGCUUUUGAAGCUGUUAUUUAUUUGGAUCAGUCACUUUUUAAACAGGGCACCUGCACUUAACCCCAAUAGAAGUGUCGCCUAUUAGAAACAGAACCUUAGGGUGCAUUGGCUGUGUCUCUGCAUUGGAGAAAUAGGAAGUUUCCCAAACUUGACACAUUUGUGAAUGUUUGAUAAUGCACCUUUGGCCAGAUUGUCUUCUCCAUGUUCUUUUGUUUUCCUAGCUCUAAACUUCAUUUUGGUAUUGAUGUGACUGAGGGGAAGGAAGACAGACUCCUGGCUCAGCCAUUUAGAACUUUGUCAUCUUGAGAAGGUAUUUACUUGAAUUCUUACUACAUUUUAAAUUACCUAUAUCCAUCGGAAGGAAAAUGAAGAGUGUUGCCUGCUGUUUGUUUUCAAACCAAGGAAUUUUUAUUGAGGGUCUAAGAAGCCCCGUGUGCCACGCCCCUGAUCUGCAGCUUUGGGAGGCCGGUUGACCUGGAGAAGGAUGACUACCAGAAGGUGGUGUGCAACAAUGAGCACUGCCCCUACAGCACCUGGAUGCACCUGCAGUGUUUCUAUGAGUGGGAGAGCAGCAUCCUAGUCCAGUUUAACUGCAUCGGCAGGGCCCGCAGCUGGAACGAGAAGCAGUGCCGCCAGAACAUGUGGACCAAGAAGGGCUACGACCUGGCCUUCCGCUUCUGCUCCUGCCGUUGUGGACAGGGCCACUUAAAAAAGGACACAGACUGGUACCAGGUGAAGCGGAUGCAGGAUGAGAAGAAGAAGAAGUCUGGAUCGGAGAAGAACACAGGGAGGCCCCCUGGCGAGGCUGUGGAGGAAGCAAAAAAGUGCAGGCCCCCAAAUAAGCCCCAGAAAGGCCUGAACCACGACCUCCCCCGCCGGCACUCCGUGGAUCGGCAGAACUCCCAGGAGAAGGCGGGCAGCACUGGGGCCUACGGGGCCCGCUCUCCCUGUGGCUCCCCUGGCCAGUCCCCGCCCACUGGUUACUCCAUCCUCUCCCCUGCCCACUUCAGCGGCCCCCGCUCCUCCAGAUACCUUGGGGAAUUCUUAAAGAAUGCCAUCCAUCUUGAGCCUCACAAAAAGGCCAUGGCUGGGGGCCAUGUGUUCCGAAACACCCACUUUGAUUACAGUCCGGCUGGGUUAUCAGUUCACAGGGGCGGCCACUUUGACGCGCCCGUACAGUUCCUGCGGCGGUUGGACCUCUCCGAGCUUUUAACUCACAUCCCCAGGCAUAAGCUGAACACUUUCCACGUGCGGAUGGAAGACGAUGCCCAAAUGGGCCAGGGCGAGGAUCUCCGCAAGUUCAUUCUUGCAGCCCUCAGUGCCAGCCACAGAAAUGUUGUAAACUGUGCCCUGUGCCACCGGGUGCUCCCGGUGUUUGAACAGUUCCCACUGGUGGACGGAACUCUGUUCUUAAGCCCCUCGAGACAUGAUGAGAUCGAAUAUGAUGUUCCUUGUCACCUUCAAGGGAGACUCAUGCACCUGUAUGCGGUGUGCGUGGACUGCCUGGAAGGAGUUCACAAGAUCAUCUGCAUCAAGUGUAAGUCGCGGUGGGACGGCAGCUGGCACCAGCUGGGCACCAUGUACACUUACGACAUCCUGGCCGCCUCUCCAUGCUGUCAGGCCCGCCUGAACUGUAAGCACUGUGGGAAGCCCGUGAUCGACGUGCGGAUUGGGAUGCAGUACUUCUCUGAGUACAGCAACGUCCAGCAGUGUCCACACUGUGGGAACCUGGACUACCAUUUUGUGAAGCCAUUUUCCUCCUUCAAAGUUCUUGAAGCUUAUUGAUGAAAGCUUUGCUUUGGUAAUAGCUAUUUUAUUGAUAUUAUUACUUUAUUACAUAUCUUUUCUAGGGAAACAUUCUGUGACUUUAAUUUCUUUUCUAAUUUAAAGGAGAGUUCCUUUGUGUAUGCGUGCCACUAAAAUGGGGGCUGCCCCUUGCCCUCUCUUGACCCCCGAGUGUUAGUCUGUGGUCAUAACCAGAGCCCAAAUGGGUAAUUCUGUGAGUUUGGAGUAUUGGUUCACUAACUAAGAAUCUCAUGCAGCUUUUAAGGUGGUAGGGAGGAUGAGGUGAAUUUAGGAAAGGGAUUAUGUGGUUCUAAACUAAGAGCAUGGUAGGAGUUGGGAGGAAACUCUUACUGAAAUGUUGCUGUCUAAAGACCCAGUUUUAGAUCUUCUCUGGGCCUUGAGAAAAACAAGUGACAAGUGAAUGUAAGUCUGUGCCUGGAGAGCUGAUAGUAUGUUGGUCUGUCUUGGUUUAGCACUGUGCAGCGCAAAUUGACCCACAGUUUAUCCACACUGACAGAGUCUUUGAAAGUGAACACAAGUGCUGUUUCCAUCACUGUUGUAAGUUAACAGUCGUUUUCAUACUGAAAAUAAUAUCCACAUUAUAAGACAUGAAAGCUAUUGGUGUUGCAAAUAUUUUUAAGCUGACCUAUAAUAGAAUAUACUAAACGAAUUUGGAAAUUGAUGCAUACUAAUUUAAGAGGGCAAAGAGGCAGAAAAUGGUAAUUUGAAGUUGGUCACAGUAGCUCUUAAGGACAAUCCAUGAAUAACAUGAUUUGGGCAGCACCAGUUUCUAUAGGUUGCACCGUUGAAAUACCAUUCGAUGUCAGAUCCUUCUCACAGGUAAAUCUCACAGCCACAGACCGAACUGGUGAGUUUGAGAACCAGUCACUGCCACACGAAUCUUCUCUAAAAUUGCUUAACAGCAAUGUUUUACUAAUUUAAUACUGAAUUCCAAAAUCAAAGAUUUGGCCCUACGAAGGAAAGGAAAAAAAUUACUUGUGAGAGUAUGAAGAGAAGAAUAAUUUUAAUAUUUCCGUUUUAAGUUUGUUUCAUUCUGGAAAAUCACUGAUCGUAACUUACAACAAUAUGUUCGAAAGCAGGUCAUUCUGAACAUCUCCAUGAUACUUUACUAUGGGCAAAAAGAAGUGACAAUUUAUAUACUUAAUUCGUCAGAGCAUUGGGCUUUCCAAAAUACAGCUUGCUGUUCAUUAGAUCUUGGUGAUUUAAAUAGACAUACAUUCUAUAUCCUUAAUAGAAUUGGAAUAUGAUUUCUCAAAAAUGAAUUUGAUAAUUUCAAAUACGAUAUGCAUAUAUGCUAAAAGAAUGCUGAAAAUAUAAUUAUAGGUAGCUAAAUUUGGGAUAAUGUGAGCAUUUUAUAUUACUCACAUGGUUUAUACCUUUUUUUUACCCCCAGAAAAAGUUAUUUCACCUCUCAGAAGUGUUUAGGCAUUAUUGCAAGUGAGCUUCAGUUCUAUUAUAUGAAAUAUUUGAUGUUUUGUUUGAAACAGCACAGCCUUAAAGAACUAAUAUAGUCUUUAUCUUUCAGUUUGGAUGAUUAUAAUUUAGUUUACUACAUCCAGUUUGGUGUUUGAUGAUAUGAAAAAUAUUUCACAGUGGGGGGAAAUGCUCAAUGCCAGUAAGAAACAGAAAAUCGUUACUGGUCUGACAGUAUUUGAUGCAAAUGAACAAAGUCUAUAGGACAUAACCCUUGAAAAUUUGUUUUUAAUAUGCAAAGAUGUAAUUGUGAGUUAACUGUUUCCCUGUUGAUUCUCUCAUGUACCCAGGUUCAAAAAUUUUUCUUGUCUUUAGAGUGCCAUUUGGAUUUUACUUCUAAAUUUAAAAUGCAUCGGAAAUAUUUGUAACGCUGUUCUUUAACCCACCUAAAUUUUUUAAAGAAACUUGCUUAUAUUGUUGUCCCAAAGCUUCAAGUUUAUGUAUAGAUUGCAUUCAGCAAGCUCCUCAGUCUAACACUGCUGUGAGUGUAGUGCCUGAUGCAUUCAAUAUUUUCUCCUUAUAUUGUUUUCUACUCCUUAAAAAAUAAGUAUGAUAGGUUUCACUGUAAUUAGGUAAAAUUUGCUUUGGCUUUUAUUUUGAUGAUGAAGUUAGGAUUCUGCAGCUAUGUGAAAUAAAAGGUAUAGGUGUCAUAUCUGAGAAUAUCUUGCCUUCGUGGCAUUGCAUUCUUGUCUAAAAUAGAAAAUUUGAUUGAUUUGAGAAUAAAACAUAAUUGAGUAUGCAAUAAUAUAAAGAAUAAAUCUUAUUUUGGAAAUCUGCUGACCGUGGUAUUUUCCCUAUGCUUUCUCAAAGUACCUUGUUCUGAGUACCUUGAUGAAAUUGGAAUAUGUCAAAAAAGAUGAUUAUUUUUGUUGUGGUUUGGAUAUUAAAGGAUAUUAGUCACCCGGAGAUCCAUUUUCUUUUUUUCUGAUGAAUAGUGUUCAAUAAUGUGAACCACUCGUAAGUGACGUAAUUUCAAAGCAAUUUUUCAUCUACUCUAACUUUUUUAUCAUUUACUUUUAAGAGUUAUAUACCUUGAACAAAUACUUUGGUGAGAAGACUAUUUUUUAUGGUCUCAUCAUUUUCUCUUCAGGCCAGCUCAGUUCUCCACUUUCUUCUGGCUGCAUCUGAAGUAGUUGAUAUACAUUGGCCAUGAAAUUGGGGAAUGGAGUCAGUUAUCCCAUUCCAGUUAUAAAAGAGCUUUCUCCAGUGUUUAUUUUUGCAGUUUUUGUAAACGAAGUUCAUUUUCAGAAUAAAACAUCUUUUCAUAUUUGUUUGAGGGAAGUUAACUCAUUAGGAAAGAUUAGAUGUUUAAACCCCAAAACUAACAGAUACACUGAUACACAACUUGUUAGACCACCAGAACUAACCUGCUGAAGUCUCUCAUUUUGUCCUGUGGGACCAGUACUUCACACAGUCUUUUCUCCUGUGUCCGGGUCAGUAACUCCAAUUUGCUUUUCUCUUUAGUCUCAUGUUAGCAGCUGUUGAGUAAUUUUAGCUGGAGAUUUGGGAAGUGGUGAGGAGAAAGUGCUCUUGUUCAGUGUUUUGGUUCCUAUAAUCGGAUGCAGCCUAACUCAGCUUGUCUCCACGUCCUGUUGACUUCAUUAUUAUUCUCGGUAAUUGAAAGAAAAUGUAAUGGAUGGGCAUCUUUCAAACCAGCUCAAAAAUAUAUUCUUGUCGGUAAAGAUUUCUUGUCAAGAUGUCUUGGAUUGCACUUUUGUUGAGAGAAGACAGUGUAAAUAUUUAAAGAAUGUUGAUAAAAUUGAAACAUUUGGUUAUGGAAUUGUGUGUGAUGUUAGAAGGUUUCUGUUUGUGAAAUGUAUGUAUUAAAAAUAAUAAAAUUUCAGAAACUAACA
Messenger RNA from Pteropus alecto (black flying fox), 5530 nucleotides. RefSeq names its product hdc homolog, cell cycle regulator (gene HECA). The transcript has 5 exons. The record is from RefSeq and is a predicted model, not a curated record. Lineage: Eukaryota; Metazoa; Chordata; Mammalia; Chiroptera; Pteropodidae. Bases 936 to 2183 code for a protein of 415 amino acids.